Messenger RNA from Capronia coronata CBS 617.96, 1029 nucleotides. RefSeq lists its product as uncharacterized. Gene Ontology annotation, molecular function: iron ion binding; C-4 methylsterol oxidase activity. Gene Ontology annotation, biological process: ergosterol biosynthetic process. The record is from RefSeq and is a predicted model, not a curated record. Bases 1 to 1029 code for a protein of 342 amino acids. The transcript has a single exon. NCBI's taxonomy places the organism in Eukaryota, Fungi, Ascomycota, Eurotiomycetes, Chaetothyriales, Herpotrichiellaceae.
AUGAUCGAUGCGGUAGUCGGCUUACCCGCGCUGUCCUUCUUCCUGAUCCCGACCAUGACAUCUUACUCGACGUCUCUGAACCUGCUCUUCUUCUACCUCACCUGGUCGACUUUGGUACUAUCGCACCCACCAUUACGAGUGGAAAUCGUCGCGACUCUGGCGGUCAAGAUCCUCUUCUACAUCCUCCCCUCGGCGUUCUUCCUACUUUUCGACGCGUUGCUCCCUUCCGCGGCGGAGAAUCUGAAGACAUUGGGCGACUCCGCCCUGCCGUUCAAGAGCGCAAGCCGUCAACGAACCGUGCGCAUGCUUCGCACACUGGGCUGGUCACUAUUCAACGUUCUCCUGGGCGUUGUACUCCAGGCACUCGUCGAGGUCUUCUUCACCCGAGUCCUCGUCAUCCGCUCCGCCCUCCGCGUGACCACUACGCUUCCACUGCCGUUUGGGAUCGCCAAAGACCUGGCGCGAGGCUACCUGCUACGUGAAGUCAUCACGUACGUCCUUCACCGGUACACGCUGCACAAGUCUCACACGACCCUCGCGCGCGCCCACCAGGACUGGUACCACUCACUGCCCGCCCCCUUCCCAUUGGCAGCCAGCUACGACCACCCCGGUGCAUAUCUUGCGCGCUCGUUCCUCCCGACCUACCUCCCCGCUGUACUGUUCCGCUUCCACCUUCUCACAUACGUCCUCUACCUGACGCUCGUGUCGCUUGAAGAGACCUUCGCUUACAGCGGCUACUCGAGCUUGCCGACGAAUUUCAUUCUCGGCGGCGUCGCGCGACGGACAGAUACCCACGUGCUGUGUGGCGGGGAGGGCAACUACGGGCCAUGGGGUCUGGUGGAUUGGAUCAUGGGCACGAGUGUCGGGGCAGAUGUUAUUGACGAUGUGAGGGCUGAGGCUGACAAGCACGACGUCCCUGCCAGAAUGGAUAAGGCAAAGGACAAGGCAAAGAAGAAGGUCAAUGGCAAGCUGGCCGAGGCGAAAAAUGGCGGGACGAGGCGGAGGACAAGAAACCGAAGUGCCAGUUGA